Messenger RNA from Ictalurus furcatus (blue catfish), 756 nucleotides. RefSeq names its product C-X-C motif chemokine 10-like. NCBI's taxonomy places the organism in Eukaryota, Metazoa, Chordata, Actinopteri, Siluriformes, Ictaluridae. Gene Ontology annotation, biological process: chemokine-mediated signaling pathway; neutrophil chemotaxis; cellular response to lipopolysaccharide. Gene Ontology annotation, cellular component: extracellular region. The record is from RefSeq and is a predicted model, not a curated record. The coding region runs from base 72 to 344 and encodes 90 amino acids. Gene Ontology annotation, molecular function: CXCR chemokine receptor binding; chemokine activity. The transcript is spliced from 3 exons.
UAACGUUAUCUUGUAGCCAGUCAGUCACUUCUACUGCUAGAGAGUGAGAAAGGAAAGUGAGAGCGCUAACCAUGAGCCGAUACGUUCUGCUGCUGCUGCUUGGAUGUUGGAUGUGUGCUUCAUUUUGUGCAGCAUUCCGAAUGGAGAGAUCUGAGCGCUGUCUGUGUAAGAAGUUCUACAGAGUCCGUCCCGCGAAAAUCUUUCAAUGGAAACUGUUUCCUCCAAGUGCAUCCUGCAGUGCUUAUGAGAUUGUGGUGACAUCAGUGGUUGGUCAGAAAAUAUGCCUCCAUCCAGAGUCAAAGGCAUGGAAGCUCAUAAUGAGUGGAGAGCGUAGUCCAAUAUAAAGCCUAAAACAAGACUCUGGCUAUCAAUGUCCAACCCCAAAGUUCACAAAUUGGUCAAAAACCCUGGUGGAUUUGAGAAGGUAUAAAAACCUGUUAUGUGUGGUGUCUUAAUGAUAUUGCUAUGUGUGUGGUUGAGUACAUUGUGCUUUUGGUCGGUACUCGCCCCAGUCACGCCCAGAGCCCCAGGCGGGCAAGAUAAGUUACAUCACGUUACAGAUCUCACCAUCUAGCUGUUGUGUCUAUACUAAAACUAGGGAAUUGUGUACAAUGUUCUACCAUAUGACCUGUGUCUGAAAGUAUUUCUGAAACUUGUAUCAAGAUAGCAAAGAUACCAAGAUUUAAAAAAAUAUAUAUGUUAAUUAAGUGUCAUAUAUUUUUAUGUUUAUUAUUAAAAUCUGAAAAUAAGAAAAAA